AAGGAGAGGAAGAAGGGGCGGUGCUGAGCUGUGCCCCUGCCGUCAGUAGUUAAAGAUAAACAGUGUAAUGCCAUUGAACAGCAAAGAGUGUGAAUAAGCAGAAGAGACUAUCAAGAGGGGGAGGACCUACGAAGCCAUACAGGUCAAAAGAAGAAGCGUUCCCUCAGGUGGUGUAGCCGCAAAUAAGGAGGGAGGGAGGGCCAAUGACCUUACGAGCUCCCUAGAAAUACUGAAGAAGUUACUGGCUGUUCUCCCCUCCUUCAGGAAAUCGUCAGAAGCACCAUGAUAUCCACGGAGACCAAGCUGACGCCCACCACGGCAAGGGAGGGGCAGGUGGACAUCAGGGAGGACGAGGACCAGAGUGUGAAGCUCUCGGAGAUCGUGGAGCUGCUUGUUGCUGCCGGGUACUUCAGGGCACGCAUCAAGGGCCUCUCCCCCUUUGACAAGAUUGUGGGUGGGAUGACCUGGUGCAUUGAGAUGUGUAACUUUGAUGUGGAUGUGGACCUUCUCUUCCAUGAAAACCUCACCAUUGGACAGAAAAUAGCGCUGACAGAGAGGAUCGUGGGUGUGGUGCGUUCCAUGGGCUGUCCUCCGCGCCUUGAACCCCAUCAGAUACAGGGACUUGACGCCAUACACAUCUUUCCCGUCAUCCAGUGGCUGGUCAAGAAGGCAUUGGAGACGAGGGAGGAGUUUGGUGACGAGACGAGGAAGUUUUCUGUGGAGGAGUUUCUGCGCCACCACUCUGACCCUCGACAGCAGCAGCGGCAGCAGGCCCUGAGGCAGGCUGUUGGUGCCCUGGCCACUGUGCAGGCAAGCUAUGGGCCGCGGCGGAGGUGGCGACGCAAGCCUGGCACCAGCGUGGAGUCCCCCUCAGCCCGUGUCCACACCACAGUCCUAGAGUACGGCCAGCAUGCCCGCAAACCUCCCUCCUCGCACCCCAAGGGUGACGGCACGGACAAAACGGACGAUGGCAGCGGCAGCGCCAGUGAGAUGGAGGAGGUGGAGGAGCAGCUCAUGAGGACUCUACAUGUGGCUGAGUUGACUGAGGGUCGGCUCAGCGCUCAGCAAGUGGGCAGCAUCGUCAGCACCCGGGCCCAGGAGAUUGCCGCCACCUCGCAGCACUACUCAGACCUCCAGCAGACGAUUGUGGACGAGGUGCUUGGGGACAGCGCCACCUCACAGGCCCGGGCGCUGGCAUCCAUGGAACAGCAACGGACAGCCCUCACCGCCCAGCUGGCCCAGGCUGAGGCGGGGCGGGCCAAGGUGGAGGCUCAAGUCAAGGAAGUGGCCGCAAAGUUCCAGGAGGUCAGGCAGGAGAGGCAGCAGCUGGAGGGUCAGAUAAGGAAGCUUGGGGUGAAGGAUGAGACCAGUAGGAGCACCCUGGAGGAGCUGUCACGGCUGGUGGAGCUGAACGAGGCCACCCGCAAGAAGGAGAGUGAGUUCAAGGACAGCUGCAGGAAGGAGGCGGAGAAGAUGAAAGCUGAGAUCAGCGCUUUACAGGCCAGGCUUCCGGAGGUGGAGGAGGGCCGAGGGGAGGCCGAGAAGAGGCUGGCAGCUGAGCAGGAGCGGUGGAGCCGGGCGAGGAAGCAGCUGGCCGGCCGGACAAGGCGUGUGGAGGCCAUGCGCAGGCUGCUGGACGACAGGCCGGGACGAGCGGAAUUGUCGCAGUACCAACGGAGGUUUAUUGAGCUGUCGAACCAGGUUGUCGCCACCCACCGUGAGACGCAGCAGUUCUACAACAUGUACAACACACUGGCGGACACCAAGACCUACAUGGAGAAGGAACAAUCGCUGCUCAACUCCAUCCUGGACAACAUGGCUGCUGCCUUGGGAAACCCUGCCAGCAUGGAUGAGUACGUCCACCAGCUGGAGACCAUCGUGGAGGGCAUCAGGCAGAACAAGAUGAAGCUGGAGAGGAGGCGCACGGAGGAGAGGGCGAGGCGGAGCAACCUUGGCGAGGAGCUGGCAAGGCUGCAGGACCUGAAUCGCCAGUAUGCCAAGACAGUGCAUCAGCUGGGCCAGGAGAUUGCACGCUCCGAGGCCUUGCACAUGAAGCUGACAGGAGGGCGAGGAUAGUGAGGUUUGGGGUGCGGUAUUGUGUGGGAAGAGUAGGGAUUGAAUGCUCUCAGGCCUUGUAUAUGAAAAUAAUAGGUGGUUUGGGGUGUGGUAUUGUAUGGGAAGAGUAGGGAUUGGACACUGAGGCCUUGCAUAUGAAGCUGACAGGAGGGCGAGGAUAGUGAGGUUUGGGGUGCGGCAUAGCGUGGGAAGAGUAGGGAUUGAACGCUCUCAGGCCUUGCAUAUGAAGCUAAUGGUAGGGCGAAGAUAAUAGGUGGUUUGGGGUAUGAUAUAGUAUGUGAAGAGUAGGGAUUGGACACUCUGAGGUUCUGUUCUUGAAGCUGAUGGUUGGGCAAUGGUAGUGGUUGGUUUGAGGGUGUUGUAUACAGUGUGAAGGGAAGGGAAUGCACGCUCUUAGGCUCUGUUUUUUAAGCUAAUGACAAAGCGAUGAUAAUGGGUAUAUUAGGGUGUGUUGUAGUAUGAGUUAAGUGUGUGAAGAGUAGGCAUUGCACACUCCUCUUAAAACUGACAGCAGGGUAUGAAAAAUGAGUAUGUCAGGGUGUUUUAUAGUAUGUGUGAUGUGUAUAUGUAUGGAGAAUGUGUACCAGCUCUCUAGAAUCCUAAAACAUGUGCCAAUAUAGAUAAGAUAGAAUUGCCAGAAAAGUUAAUGAUAAAAUGUCUUGGUUGGAAAUGGGGAAAGUAAUAAAAAAAUAAAUGUUGGUAAAGGAUUAUGGGGAGGAGAGAUACGAACACUCUGGAUCCCAAAAACAACAAGUACUGAUAUAGAUAAGAAAGAAAUGUUGCCAGAAAAAGGCUUAAUCAAGGGUCUCCUAUCUUGAAGUGUGAAAUAAGAAAAUAUAUAAAAGAAAAAUAAAUGACGGUGGUAGCGUUUUGUAGUGGUGCUAUGUGGUGAAUAGGGAUAGUGUGUGUGGUGGUGAUUUGUGGUAGUGAUGUGAUGUGUGGUGCAGUGAAGGUGGUAAAUGUAGUGUGGUAUGGGUGGUGGUGGUGGUGUGGUGAUGAGAGAGAGAGAGAGAGAGAGAGAGAGAGAGAGAGAAAUUUAUAUAGAUUUACAUAGAUAUGCAUACCACAAAGAGAAAGAGAGAGAGAGAGAGAGAGAGAGAAAUUUAUAUAGAUUUACAUAGAUAUGCAUACCACAAAGAGAAAGAGAGAGAUAGCAUUUAUUUUAGAGUACUCAUUCCAUUUCAAUACAGGUAAACAGAGGGACAUAUAUAGAUUUCUACUUAAUGAAAGGAGAAAAUAAAAGAAAACAUGAUUCAGGGAAGUUAAACAAAUGCAUCGAUCCA
Eriocheir sinensis (Chinese mitten crab) is the source of this 3359-nucleotide messenger RNA. RefSeq names its product coiled-coil domain-containing protein 93-like (gene fidipidine). The transcript is spliced from 15 exons. Lineage: Eukaryota; Metazoa; Arthropoda; Malacostraca; Decapoda; Varunidae. Gene Ontology annotation, biological process: Golgi to plasma membrane transport. The coding region runs from base 283 to 2076 and encodes 597 amino acids. The record is from RefSeq and is a predicted model, not a curated record.